AUGGCGGUAGCUCAUGCCAACCUGGCAACAAGGUGGAACACAUCCCUGGCAAUUGUUUUGCAUGAAACAGUGCGAGCAGAUCGUUGGUGCGUCACUCGAAGAGAUCUCCAAGACCUUAGUAUGGAAGUGCUCAAUGCCAUGCAAAAUGGAAGGAUUGUGACAGAUUCGCAUACACGUUCCACAGUUCAAGUUCCAGUUGAAGAUAGCGAAGAAAGCGAAGAUGACGAAGUAUUUGGACCAAGCAUUUACACUGUCAAUGAACAGUACAUUAAGCCAGUCACAGCUGAAGCGGGCAAGAUGAGCUGGGCUUUGAUGCGAAAUCCAGAUGGCUUGGAUUGCGACCUCUUUGUGAGUCAUGCAUGGCAGGAAGGCAUUUUUGAAUUCCUCUCCAAAGUGUUGAGCUCAUGGCCGCGUGGUGCAAGACACGUGUGGUGUUGCAUGCUGGCCAACCCUCAGAAUCUGAACAUCGGUUCCAUGCUUCAGUCUCCAAAGACAUCACCCUUCGCUUUGGCCUUGCAGGCCUCGCGCUAUGUUUUGGUGGUCCCAAACCGGCACAGAAGCGUAUACACGCGGCUUUGGUGUGGAUACGAAGCCUAUGUUGCAUCGGAGGAUGCAAAGACCAUCCAGAUCGCUACGGCUUCCGCUCUUCGUGCAAAGUACCAAACGUUUGUGAUUUGCGCCGCCCCAGCAUUGUUUGGUUUCUUCAUGGGCAUGAUGGGAAGGGUCCUGAAUUGGGACCUCAGGUUACCCACGGCUUUGUUGACUGCCAGCGCAGCAUUCAUCACUUCCUACAGCGGUCAUCUUCUGCGCCAAACAGCGAAUUACGUGGGUUUGGCUGCUUCGACCUGCUUGGAACUGGGUUGGGAUCCAUUACGCAAUGCUUUGAGAUUUAACGAUUUGCGACCUGAAAUCGAAACCAUCUCGCGACACCUCACGUGGCUGGCAGCCAUCAGUUUUUUCGUCAUCGCUGAACUAGAUCGUGUUGGAAGCGAUCAUAUUGAAAGAGAGGGUCACCUCACCAACUGCGAAAGAAGUAUAGAGGUUCGAUUCGAUUCGCUAGCUGCUCCCAAGAGACUGACAGGACAAAUAUUUGGGAUGAAAUUGGCGACAAAGAACAUGAAGUUGACAAUGCCAUUCACGUGCUAA
Molecule: messenger RNA, 1146 nt
Organism: Cladocopium goreaui
Lineage: Eukaryota; Dinophyceae; Suessiales; Symbiodiniaceae
Source: the annotation of a GenBank genome assembly